Molecule: messenger RNA, 3829 nt
Organism: Ornithodoros turicata
Lineage: Eukaryota; Metazoa; Arthropoda; Arachnida; Ixodida; Argasidae
Product: baculoviral IAP repeat-containing protein 2-like
Exons: 27
Coding region: 191-3469 (1092 amino acids)
Biological process (GO): regulation of cell cycle; positive regulation of protein ubiquitination; negative regulation of apoptotic process
Cellular component (GO): nucleus; cytoplasm
Molecular function (GO): cysteine-type endopeptidase inhibitor activity involved in apoptotic process; ubiquitin protein ligase activity
Source: RefSeq, a predicted model, not a curated record
GUCAGCCGUAUUUCUUGUUACGCAAGUGCAUGGGUGUACAUGUAGUUGUCGCCGUGGCUCUUAUCGGAUACGGUGAACUGGCAUAGUGAUAAUCAUAGGAGCAGCGCCCACUUGUUGUCCAGUUUACUUAGUCAAAUCUUGCUUGGGCAUUGAAUUGCUUAUAUACGACCAUCUUUGGCUUAUUGCUUCAAUGCUCGCUUCAGUGAGCAAUGUACGAGCGCCAAGGGAUAUGCCUCUGGAGGAGGAACGUAACACGACGUCAUCGAGAGCGUCUGCAAAAAUCUCCUCUGUAUGCCCGAAGCACCCAAAAUUUCAGUCCUUGGAGGAGCGCCUAAGGAGCUUCAGUGACCUUCCUAGUCAUCUACUGCAGCGACUGAAGCCAGAGGAACUUGCCAACCUUGGAUUUUUUUACACAGGAAGAAGUGACGCUGUCAUUUGUUCCUACUGUGGUAACGCCCACGGUGACUGGACGGGGAAUGAGCACCCAUUUGUUGAGCACUGUCGAUGGUACCCCGAAUGCGAACACAUGCGCAAGAUCCAGGGCGAUGUUCCCGUGGACAACAUUCGCAACGCGCACGUGGACCUACUGGAAAAACUUGAAAGACGAGCCACAAUGGAGUGUACCAAAGAAGACAGAGAGAGGGCCGAGAAGAUUAUGAAAGGGCACGACUAUCACUUCUAUCUCAAUGCUGGCAUCACAUGGCCAGUGCUCGACCUGGCAGCCUCGCAGGUUCAUGAAAACAGCAGUUGGGAGGAAGUGCUACAAAAACUGGCCGAAAUUACACGUCUCGACCCUCAAGCAUCAUGGGGACUAAGGUCAUUCCCAGGAACCGCUCACACAGUACUGAGCCAGAGUCUCCCAAACACCUUAGACUAUGCCGGCGACCUAGAGAGUCCCUCGCCAACUCCAAAUUGUGCCAGUGACAUAGGAAGCUGGUCACAAUCUGCGAAAAGUGUCAACAAACAAAGCAGCCCUCCACUAGCUCCGAAGUAUGUCGACGAUAGAGGCAUAUCAGCUGAUGAGGCGUCGUCUGCGGCGGAACAACCUUGCUACCCCGAGUACAAAGACGAAGCAAAGCGACGAGAAAACUUUCGUCACUGGCCUUUGGAGCCCAGGAAAAGACUGUACGCUACAAAUUUCACCAUCGUGGGAUUGUACUACGCAGGUUUCGGCGAUGAAACAAUAUGUUUCCAAUGCGGCGUUAAACCGGAGUGUUGUGACUCUAAGGAUGAUCCGUAUAAUAGGCAUGCAGAGAAGUGUCCCAGCUGCGUGUUCAUCCGGAAGAAGCUAGAUGAAAGAUCACUUGAACAGCGUUCACCAGCUGAAAACAACGCACCCUCGACACCAGUACGAACAGUUGAUUUAAGGAAGAAAGAAGUUCUGGAUGGACGCGAACUAUUGCCAGGGUCUAUGAUUGACCAGCAUGCGCCACCUGGACGAGGAGCACCAGACGAAACGUGUCCAGUCGUUACAGGCCCAUCAGCUCCGUCAAAAAACUUCGAGUACGUCCUAGAUGACUUCAAGCUGUGUCCAAAUGGCUAUGUGCUAUUCUUGGAAAACUACCCUCCGAAGUAUGACUACCGAAAAGACGGCUUCAGUCGCUUGAAAAGCUACGGAAGCGUGUCGCCCACGAUUAAAGGAAAGACGAGUACUCUGGUCAAUUCGGGAUUAUUUUGCUUUGGGGAUGGUAACACGGUUACGUGUUUCCACUGUGGCGGAUGCCUCAGUGACUGGGCUGACGAAGACGAUCCCUUCGUGGAACACUGCCGCUGGUUUCCCGAAUGCACGUUUACUCGUUUCUUCGCUGGCGAUCAUGCAGUGAAUUACAUCAUAAAAGAACACACGAAACUCAUGAAAAAGCUUGAAGAAAGAGCACGUACGGAAACAAAUGCCAAUCACAAGGCGAUCGUACAGUCAGUUCUGAACCCAGAAGAUAUUCGCUUCAGUGAGACAAGAGGGGUGACAGAGCUUGUCUUGGCUUUGGCUGCAAGCUUGCUGCCAACAUCUUUAGUGAAGGCGGACGACAUAUUCUCGAAAGUGGACGAACUGUGCCGCCUGAGGCUUGUGAGGGACUGGAGGACGGUACCAUGCAACAUUGAAGCACGUUUCCCUCGGCUAAUCGACAUGAGGUGCUGUCAUGUUGCGGACGGUAACACGAAACAAAAUGAUGAUUCGCCAAACCUAUCACAGCAGCUGGUGGCAGCUAGUGCGGAAUGCACAUUGGCAAAACAUCCCAGGUACUCUGAUUUUACGAGAAGAAUACAUAGUUUCGCUGAGUUCCCUCAUCCCCCCAGGGGCCAUCUGAAGCGUACCACGUUGGCUAGUGCUGGCCUCUUCUUCACAGGUUUCGGCGAUGAAACAAUAUGUUUCCAAUGCGGCGUUAAACUGGAGUGUUGGGACAUUAACGAUGAUCCGUAUAAUAAGCACGCAGAGAAGUGUCCCAGCUGCGUGUUCAUCCGGAAGAAGCUAGAUGAAAGAUCACUUGAACAGCGUUCACCACCUGAAAACAACGCACCCUCGACACCAGAUGAUGAUGAAGGGUACUCCAGCAUGCACCCGAGCAGCGGUGCCAACGCUCCAAUACGGAAUCAUAACGAUGGAGCCUGUGGGGUUCAAACGAUGAACGAAGUUUCUACCAUGAGUGUACAGCGGCCACCUUCACGUACGCCUGAUGUGUCUGGUUCUCGUGGGAACGAAACACUACAGCUACAAGCGUAUCCGCACGGACAGAACGAACACACUGUCCUCCACUCCAGGCCUGCUUUCCCACGUUACGCUCCGUUAGAGAGAAGGGAACAGUCAUUUCUCGCCUAUCCCAGAGAUGCGAAGGGAAACACUGGAAUGAUGGCAAAGUGUGGCUUUUUCUACACGGGACGUCAGGACCGUACUACAUGCUUCAUGUGCGGUAACAGCCUCUGCAGUUGGGUCGACGAAGACGAUCCGUUGGUUGAACAUGCCAGGUGGUUCCCACACUGCUCAUACGUUGAACUUAUGCUCGGCGAUGAAGUCAUCAGCAACGUCAGAGAAAGCCACAGAAACCACCUUGCAGAGCGGCAAGCAGAAGAACAAAGCCGAAGUGACGACCGCACCGAGACCAUUGUGCGUGAACUCAUGCGCGCACCAUUGGUCCAUCGGCUCCUGCAGCAGAGUAUUGAUCCUAGCAUCAUGGAGUUGGCGAUUCGUGCAAGACUAAAUAGCGCAGAGUUGAUUGACGUGCUGGACGAACCGGACCUACGCAGAGCUCUUGCGGAAGUUGUUUCUUUGCCGAACAACCUGAGGACAAAGGAAAUUUCCAAGACAGAAACGGGAAAUCUGAGCAAGUGCGUCAUUUGCGCAACGGCCUACCGGAACUGCGUCUUUGUACCUUGCAGUCAUCUUGUCGCUUGCACUGAUUGCGCAGCACUAUACUCUGCUUGCCCAACUUGCGAUCGGCAGGUGGUCGCAAGGAGGAAUGUGUUUUUGGCCUGAUGAGUUAUGGAAGCGGCGUUUGAAAUGCGCGUUUCCCUGUUGAACCGUACAGAACAGGUAAGCCUGUGGAAGGUGCCCGUCUGUUUUUUUCUUUUUUUAGAUUACUUGCAAACUUUACUGAGUAUGUUUGCGUUGCUCAAUGAUGUAUUAAUUCCCUUUUUUAUUGUGUCAUCUUUUUCUUUUGUUUUGCACCAACUGCAAAAUGUUCCGCGUGUCUCACUGCCUACUUUAUUUUGCUACGUUGAUUGUACUGUAGCUGUGCAAUUACGGUACUGCAAUUGCAACUCUGUUUUCCCCACUCGUAUGUAAUGCCAUGUAAGGGACCUUGGUGUAAAAUAAAUACAUAGAUAGUUACCGCCA